AUGCAUCGCAAGAAAGUCUUAUUAAAGGUCAUAAUUUUGGGGGAUUCAGGAGUUGGCAAGACUGCGCUGAUGAACCAGUAUGUCAACAAGCGUUUCUCGGCAUCGUACAAGGCGACCAUCGGGGCUGACUUUCUUACCAAAGAGGUUAUGAUUGAUGAUGAUAAGCUGGUGACACUACAAAUUUGGGAUACAGCCGGUCAGGAGCGCUUCCAAUCACUCGGGGUGGCAUUCUAUCGUGGCGCGGACGCAUGCAUUCUUGUCUACGAUAUUACUCAGCCGAAGUCCUUCGAUAAUCUUGACUCAUGGCGUGAAGAAUUUCUGGUUCAAGCGUCGCCCCCUGACAUUGAAAACUUCCCAUUUAUUGUCCUCGGCAACAAAGUAGACCGCGAAAAUGAUCGACGUGUAUCUAAGGCCAAGGCACACUCCUGGUGCAAGUCGAAGAGCUCAGCACCAUUGCAGUACUUUGAGACAUCUGCCAAAGAGGCAGUCCAAGUCGAGGCUGCUUUCCAGGAAGCUGCCCAGCUUGCCCUCUCCCAGGAGAACACGGAAGCAGACUUCCUACCCGAGACUAUCAACCUUGGGGUGCCUUCAGCUGGUGGGGUUGCCAAAAGCAGCUGCUGUUAG
Molecule: messenger RNA, 624 nt
Organism: Aureococcus anophagefferens
Lineage: Eukaryota; Pelagophyceae; Pelagomonadales; Pelagomonadaceae
Exons: 4
Coding region: 1-624 (207 amino acids)
Molecular function (GO): GTPase activity; GTP binding
Source: RefSeq, a predicted model, not a curated record